UCAGGCUGUGCUUCAAUUAGAAUGAAAUUAACACAUAUCAAAAACUGCCAAUAGCGCAACCAAAUUAAUAUGUAGUGCAGGGUUUAUUCUUAGUUUAGUGCAAACCAAAUUCGUUAAAUAAAAAUAGAAGAUCUAUAUGAAAAAUGCCAUUUCAAGGUGAACAGCCAAUACCUGCGUCCAUAGAAGCGCUAGGAUAUCGAUGGAUAAAGCGAAUAAGUGAAGGGGCAUUUUCUAAGGUACAUCUUAUUGAAUAUCACAACCGAGCAAACAAUUGUUUCGAAACGUUGGCUUGUAAACUGAUUGAUACAAAUAAAUGUAGUGAAAAGUUUCGAAAACGAUUUCUCCCAAGGGAAUUAACGAUACUGCUCCAUAUCCGUCAUCCAUACAUCAUCCGCAUAAAUGCGAUUAUCAAGUGUCGCAACAAAAUUUGCAUCUUCAUGCGCUACGCCGAAAUGGGUGACAUGUUAUCUUUCGUGAUUGAUCACGGACCACUAAGAGAGACCCAGACACGCAUCUGGUGUCGACAACUUGCUUGGCAGUUCAAUAUCUACACGAAUCAGGCAUUGCCCACAGGGAUCUGAAAUGCGAAAACAUUCUAUUGUCAGCAAAUU
Anopheles merus is the source of this 611-nucleotide messenger RNA. Its product is annotated as testis-specific serine/threonine-protein kinase 3-like. NCBI's taxonomy places the organism in Eukaryota, Metazoa, Arthropoda, Insecta, Diptera, Culicidae. Gene Ontology annotation, cellular component: cytoplasm. The coding region runs from base 144 to 581 and encodes 145 amino acids. The transcript is spliced from 2 exons. Gene Ontology annotation, molecular function: tau-protein kinase activity; ATP binding; protein serine/threonine kinase activity. Gene Ontology annotation, biological process: protein phosphorylation; intracellular signal transduction; microtubule cytoskeleton organization. The record is from RefSeq and is a predicted model, not a curated record.